Messenger RNA from Clonostachys byssicola, 1734 nucleotides. The record is from the annotation of a GenBank genome assembly. NCBI's taxonomy places the organism in Eukaryota, Fungi, Ascomycota, Sordariomycetes, Hypocreales, Bionectriaceae.
AUGACGCGCAAGUUCCGGGGGCUCAAGUUGGACGAGCGAGGCGGCGUUACAUAUCAUGGCGCCACCAGCUUCUUCCACUUGCCCAGCGAGCGCAGCACACCUGGAAAUAAUUUCCUGCCUCUGACUGAGGCACCCGAUCAACGGAGAGAGAGACUUGUUACCAAUGCCUGGCAACAGCGUGCGUUGGAAAACCUCUCCGAUAUACCAGAACCAUUUCGCCAUCUCUUGAAUGUCCAUUGGUGUUGGGUUCACCCCCUAUUUAACUUCGUGUACAAGCCGGCCUUUGCUCGCGACAUGCAGUCCAUGGGUCCAUACUAUUCACACACGCUCUUGAACGCCUUGCUCUCUCAGUCUAUUCGCUGGGGCAGAAAUAAUCCUGUCAUCAACAGGAUCCUUGACGAAUCGUAUCAAGGCGGUGCCAUCUUUGGCAAACAUGCACGUAGCUCUGUCUUCGAUGAACUUAGCAACGGCACUUGUACCGUGCCGACUAUCCAGACCCUUUUGCUGCUGAGCGCCAACGAAAGUGGGCUUGGAAAUGCCACCCAAGCAUGGACCUACAGUGGCAUGGCAUUCAGGCUCAUGGACCACAUGGGCAUCUGUGUAGACAACGAGAGGUACGUCAGUUCUGUUCACCUCAGUGACGAGGACGUUGAGAUACGCCGCAGACUUUUCUGGAGCUGCUACUUCUGGGACAAAAUGAUCAGCCUCUACCUGGGCCGCUCACCUACAAUUCAGCACACUGCUGUAUCGCCUCCUCAUACCAUGUUUGACAAUUCUGCCGAGAAUGAUCUAUGGGUUCCUUUCGGGCUAUCCGGGAAUGUCGCUGGGAGUUACCCCCCUACAACGGCUCACUCUGCAUCGUGUUUCAUGAGCAUGUGUCAAUUGUCCGUAAUUUUCAAUCAGAUUCUGGUCCAUAUGUAUGACCCUCUCUUCCAAAAUACGGUAGAAGAAGUCGAGGAGUGUCUGUAUUCCCAAGAAGCAGCCUUCCAGCAGUGGUGGAACGAGCUUCCUCUGUUUCUGCGCAUUGAUCCCAACGCAUUGCCCUCCAUUUCACCUCCUUCGCACAUUGUCACUAUGAACUGCCUCUAUCAUACGUUCAGGAUCCUGCUCUACAGGCCCAUGUUGACUCGGGGUGUCAAAACCGACGGCGAGCCUGCUCCGGUGCACAGCUAUCUGUUCCAGUGCGUCACGUCAGCAACCUCGAUUAUCGCCAUUUUCAACCUGUUCGUCUCGACGUUCGGCAUCAAGUACUGUGUGCUCUCAGUGUCAUACUCGGUCUACAUUGCGGCUACAAUAUAUCUUUUACAAGUUCAAGCAUUCCCGGGGGACAGCCACGCGCUUCACAGGCUGGCCUUCUGUAUCCGGGUUCUCAGCGAAGUCAAGAAAUACAGCCCCAUGCUCGGGGGCGCUUUGAAUCUCAUCAACAAGGAGCUUGCCAUUCUCGGAAUUAAUAUGAAUGCUGUCCACCAAGCCUUGCAGACUUCGCAAAUCAUACCGAUAGUGAACACACCCUCCGAAGCUUCGAUGCCCGAGGUGGUGUAUGGCCCUCCAGUACAGGGUGAGCCUUCACAACCCCCGCCGACUGGCACUGAGUUCCUGUUUCAAGCGCCCAUCAAUGGAACGGAAGGUUUCGAUCCCCAACCGAACGGCCUAGAUGCAGGCGUAUUUGAGGCCAUGUCGACAUUGCAGCCUCUCAGUGCCUGGGUUGGCACCAUCCCUGAAUAUAACCAAUAA